Catharus ustulatus (Swainson's thrush) is the source of this 4836-nucleotide messenger RNA. RefSeq names its product signal induced proliferation associated 1 like 3 (gene SIPA1L3). The record is from RefSeq and is a predicted model, not a curated record. The coding region runs from base 1 to 4788 and encodes 1595 amino acids. Gene Ontology annotation, cellular component: cytoplasm; plasma membrane; Golgi apparatus. Gene Ontology annotation, molecular function: protein binding; GTPase activator activity. The transcript has 21 exons. Gene Ontology annotation, biological process: regulation of small GTPase mediated signal transduction; activation of GTPase activity; epithelial cell morphogenesis. Lineage: Eukaryota; Metazoa; Chordata; Aves; Passeriformes; Turdidae.
AUGGGAUCUGGGGAUGAGAUCCGGGCACAGGACCCUGCUCCUCCCUCCCCCCAGCCCCUCCCCAGGAAUUCCAGGACGAUGAAUUCCCAGCGCUCCGACAUCCCCCACGUGCCCAAGAUGGGCGUCCGCGCCCGCGUGGCCGAGUGGCCGCCGCGCUCCAAGGACCCCAAGGAUCCCCCCGGCUCCUCGCGCCAAUCCCCGUUCAAAGCGCACCGCUCGUCCCGGCGCCCCGGCCCGCACUCCAAGGACGUGGAAUUCCAGGAGGGAUUUCUGGGGAUCCCCUUGAGGCAGCGCAGCAGCAGCGAGGUGACGCUGAGCGAGUGCGACGCCGAGGAAACGCCGGAGAACCGCGGCAAUUGCGGCGGCGCCGCCGGUUUGUUCCGCGAGUACGGCAGCACCUCCUCCAUCGACGUGCAGGGCAUCCCCGAGCAGAGCUUCUUCGAGAUGCUCAACGAGUUCCGCGCCAAAAAACCCCAAUUUCCCGCCGCCAAAGCGGAGAGCCGCGAGGAGCCGGCGCCGGCGAAGGAGAAACCGCGCCGGCGCUGCCUGAGGAACGACGACUCCAUCUUCAAAAAACUGCGCGGCGCCAAAGAUCCCGAGGAGCCCCGGCCCCCGGAGCCGCCCAAGUCUUGGCUGUGCCGUAAAGGGUUCGCCCAUUUCGACGUUCAGAGCAUUUUCUUCGAGGCCGUCUCGCUCGGCGCCGCCGGCACCCAACGGCGCAACACCACCACCGGCGCCUCGGCCGCGUCGGCCGGCUCCGAGCCCGGCUUCUCCAGCACCGAGGAUUUGAACUGCAAGGAAAACCUGGAGCAGGAUUUGGGGGACAACACCAGCAACGAGCUCUUGUUGAGCUGCCCCCAUUUCCGCAACGAGAUCGGCGGCGGCCGCGGGGAGCGCGACGUCAGCUUCGCCAGGUCGGCGGCGCCGGCCACGCCGGAGCUCGGCCGCGGCCCCCGGGGCACCAACGCCGGCGUCUCGGUGCUGGAGCUGCCCAGGGAGCAGCAGAGGAACCCGGAGAGGCUGCGCAGUUACAGCGUGGAGCACGCGGAUCUGGGAGCGCGAUACUACCGCGAUUAUUUCCAUGGAAAAGAGCACUGCAAUUACUUUGGGCUGGAUGAGAAGCUGGGCCCCGUGGCCGUGAGCGCGCGGCGGGAGCGCCUGGAGGAGAGCCCGGAGCAGGGAGCCCAGUUCCAGCAGAGGCUCAUCCUCAGGACCAGCCAGCUGGUGACUCUGCGUGGCUCCAUCCUGGAGGACGCCGUUCCCAGCACGUCCAAGGCCGGCUCCAUCCGCGGGAUCCCGCUCAGGGAAGUUCUGGAAUUCGUCGUCCCCGAGCUCAACACGCACUGCCUGCGCCUGGCGCUGGCCACACCCAAGGUCACCGAGCAGCUGCUCAAGCUGGAUGAGCAGGGGCUGUGCCGGCGGCACAAGGUGGGGAUCCUGUACUGCAAGGCGGGGCAGAGCUCGGAGGAGGAGAUGUACAACAACGAGGCCGCCGGGCCCGCCUUCGACGAGUUCCUCACGCUCCUGGGAGAGAAGGUUUCCCUCAAAUCCUUCACCAAGUACGCGGCACAGCUCGACACCAAGACCGAUUCCACGGGCACGCACUCGCUCUACACCACGUACCAGGACUACGAGAUCAUGUUCCACGUGUCCACCAUGCUGCCCUACACCCCCAACAACCGCCAGCAGCUGCUCCGGAAGCGCCACAUCGGCAACGACAUCGUGACCAUCAUCUUCCAGGAGCCCGGCGCGUUGCCGUUCACGCCGCAGAACGUCCGGAGCCACUUCCAGCACGUCUUCAUCAUCGUCCGCGCGCACCAGCCCUGCUCCGACAACGUCUCCUACAGCGUGGCCGUCACGCGCUCCAAGGACGUCCCUCCCUUCGGCCCCCCGGUGCCGCCCUCCGGCGUCACCUUCCGCCGCUCCGACCUCUUCCGCGCCUUCCUCUUGGCCAAGGCCAUCAACGCCGAGAACGCCGCGCACAAAUCCCACAAAUUCCGCACCAUGGCCACGCGCACGCGCCAGGAAUACCUGCGGGAUCUGGCCGAGAACUACGUCACCAACACGCCCUUGGACACGGCCGGCAAGUUCAACCUCAUCUCCUUGGCUUCCAAAAAAAAGGAGAAAUCCAAAGCGCGGCCGUCGGCCGAGCUGGAGAGCGCCGGCGCCGUCUCGUGGCGCGUCUCGGCCGUGGAUUUCGGCCGCGGCGGCGCGGAGGUGCCGUGCGUGUUGGGCAUUUCCAAGGAGCUGGUGGUGUUGGUGGAUUUGGCGGCCAAGGAGGUGGUGUUCCACUGUUUCACCGGGGACGUGAUCGGGUGGAGCGCGGAGGGGGCGGCGCUGAGGAUCUACCACGGGCGCGGGGAUCUGGUCAGCGUCAGGGCGGGGCCGGGAGCCGAGGGCGCGGCGGCGGACGGAGCCGAGGGCGCCGUGGAAGAGGUCAAGGAGAUCGUGCAGAGGCUCAAGGUGACGACGCCGGGCUGCGCCACGGUGGACAUGACCCUGCGGCGCAACGGGCUGGGCCAGCUGGGCUUCCACGUGCACCCCGACGGCAGCGUGGCCGAGGUGGAGGAGUACGGCUUCGCCUGGCAGGCCGGGCUGCGGCGCGGCAGCCGCCUGCUGGAGGUGUGCAAGGUGGCGGCCGUGGCGCUCAGCCACGAGCAGAUGAUCGACCUGCUGCGCACCUCGGUCACCGUCACCGUGGGCAUCGUGCCGCCGCACGAGGACGGCACGCCCAGGAGGGGUUGGUCGGAGAGCCUGGCGUCGCUGCCGGCGGAUGCGGAGCCGUUCCCGGAGCCGUUCCCGGAGCCGUUCCCGGAUCCGUUCCCGGCGCCGUUCCGGGCUCCGUUCCGCAGCGGCCCCGGCUGGCACCGGGGGGGCCCCAAACGGGCCCCGGGCGGCGGCGGCGCCCACCGGGAACCAGCGGGGCACGCCGGGAAACGCCCCCUGAGUUUCCCGGAGUCGCCGCAUUCUGGCGCCGGCGCCGCUGCGUUCCGGCAAAGCUCCGGCAGCUUCUCCGCACCGGGGAGGCCGCAGAGGGGGGCGCCGUUCCAGGCCGAACAUCCCGGACAUUCCGGGAAUUCUGGGAGUUCUGGGAAUUCUGGGAAUUCUGGGAAUUCUGGACACUCCGACGGCUCCGCGAUCGGCCAAGAUGGCGGCGCUGAGAGGAUCAAGGCGGAGCCGCUCUGGCACGUCCCGGCCCCGGCCAGAAUUCCCGGCAAGCGCCCGGCGCGGCCGGAGCCCGGCGGGAAGGAUUCCCCAAACCGGCUGCACAAGAAGGAGCCCUCGUGCAGCCCCUCCCCCCUGUCCAGCUCCGCCUCCAGCGAGGCCGAGGCCGAGGGCGGGGCCAGCGACGGCAGCGACGCCAGGAAUGCUGGGAAGGACGCAAGGAAUGCUGGGAAGGACACUUGGAGUUCUGGGAAUGACGCAAGGAAUGCUGGGAAGGACGCUUGGAAUUCUGGGAACGGCGCAAGGAAUUCUGGGAGUGGCGCAAGGAAUGCUGGGAAGGACGCUUGGAAUUCUGGGAAUGAUGCAAGGAAUGCUGGGAAGGACGCUUGGAAUUCUGGGAGUAGCACAAGGAAUUCUGGGAGUGACACAAGGAAUUCUGGGAGUAACGCCUGGAAUUCUGGGACUGACGCUUGGAAUGCUGGGAAGGACGCAAGGAAUUCUGGGAAGGACGCUUGGAAUGCUGGGAAGGACGCAAGGAAUUCUGGGAGUGACGCAAGGCAUGGUGGGAAGGACGCUCAGCAUUCUGGGAGCAACACAAGGAAUUCUGGGAGCGACGCUUGGAAUUCUGGGAAUGACGCCUGGAAUUCUGGGAUCGGCGCCAGGAAUUCUGGGAAGGACGCUUGGAAUUCUGGGAAUGAGGGCCGGCCCGAGGCCCCGCCUACGGCCAGGUCGCAGAUUCCGGCACCGGUUCCCAAACCCUUCCCCCGAGUUCCCGGCAGAGCCAAAAUCGCCAAAGCGGCGCCGGGGGCGGGGCCGGGGGCGGGGCCGGGGGCGGGGCCGGGAUGGAGGCGCCCGGACGAGGCCGCGGAGAGCAAAACGCAGGUGAACGUGUUCGGGCAGCCGCGGCUCCGCGCGUCUCUCCGGGACCUUCGCUCCCCGCGGCGCGUCCCCAAAUCCUCCAUCGAGGACGACCUCAAGCGCCUCAUCCUGAUGGACAAUUCCUGCCCCGAGCCCGAAACCGCCACGCCCCUGCAGAGGACGCUGUCGGACGAGUCGCUGUGCGGGAGCCGCCGGGACAAUCCCGGGAAUUGCGAAUCGCAGCUCCGAGAAUUCCCCGAAAACUUCCCGGGGGGGUUCCCUGGGAGCAGCACCCUGCCCCACAGGAGGGGCCAGGAAACCAGGAAAGGGCCCGUGGCCCGGCUGGAGCCGGGGCUGAUGCCACUGCCGGACACGGCCGGGCUGGAGUGGGCGACGCUGGUGAGCGCGGCCAAGGCCUACGAAGUUCAAAGAGCCGUGUCCCUUUUCUCCCUGACCGACCCCGCCCUGAGCCCGGAGCCGCCCCCGGCCCCUCCCCCACCCCCGCGGGCAGCGCCCCUCCCCCCACUCAGCCCCUCCCCAGCCCCCCUGGACCUGCCAGGAAAAGUUUCCCAGCUGGAGGCGAUGCUGAAGCAGCUGCACAGCGACCUGGAGAAGGAGAAGCAGGACAAGGUUUUCCUGCAGGCCGAGGUCGCCAACCUGCGGCAGAACAACCGGCGGCUGCAGCAGGAGUCGAGCUCGGCCGCGCGGCAGCUGCGCCGCUUCGCCAGGAUCUUCUCGGGGAACCCGGAGCACCAGGAGCCCUGACUGGGAUCCACUGGGACAGACUGGGAUAAACUGGGAUUGACUGGGAGA